This is a messenger RNA of Rodentolepis nana, 1626 nucleotides long. NCBI's taxonomy places the organism in Eukaryota, Metazoa, Platyhelminthes, Cestoda, Cyclophyllidea, Hymenolepididae. The record is from the annotation of a GenBank genome assembly.
AUGUCUCAAGAUUACGCCUCGUCUCUAUCUCCAUACCACGAUAAAGGGAUCCUUGGUCUACCAGAAAUUCACGACCCAGCAUCCUUCUUUGAACAGAAAGUUGAAGUUCUAACCGAUCUUCUGCGAAACUCUCGACACACAGUUGUCCACACGGGUGCUGGUCUCAGCACAUCUGCCGGUAUUCCAGAUUUUCGUGGGCCCAAUGGUGUUUGGAGUCUUGAAAAGCAAGGGAAGAAGCUAUCAAAGACCAAAUCUUUCGUUGAAGCUAGACCUACUAUCGGUCAUAUGGCGCUUGUUGCUUUAGAACGAGCUGGUUACAUCCACUAUGUUAUCACUCAGAACAUUGAUGGACUGCAUUUACGUUCCGGGUUUCCACGCAAUCGUCUCUCAAUCCUCCAUGGCGACGCUUUCAUGGAAUAUUGUGCAUCUUGUGGUGCAACUUAUAUUCGCUCUACCACAGCAGUCCCUACUUUCGGGCAAAAAGAAACUGGAGCAAAAUGUACAAAACUGAAGACCAGGUUUAGGAGUUGUGGAGGAAAACUUAAGGAUUCCGUACUGGAUUGGGAAGAUACCUUAAUAGAACCAGAUUUUACAAAUGCUAUCAACGAAUCUAAAAACGCGACUCUUCACUUGUGUCUGGGGCUCUCACCUAACUUACUGCCCUCAGCCCUGCUCCCCUUCAAUGUCGACUCAAUGGCUACCCAUCGAGCACUCCUCUCCCAUCUUGCAAAGCUCGAGGAUAUCGCCAUCGACCUUGAUGAAACAGCAAGCGCAGAUAAUAGUUUGAUUAAAUCAAGUUCCCUCGAUAACCUUGAUCGUCUAAUCACAGCGCCCUUCCACCUCACAGACCAAGAAGUAGAUGAAUUUUUCCUUAUGUAUAUGGCAUCUGAUGCCCGUUUAGCGAAUUGCGCGGAAGCCUUAAGCAAUAUUUACCUGUCUCCACCUCAGGGUAUCACCAAACACUUCAAGUGGACUCGAAAGGUCAAUUCUUUCUCGUCUCCGUCACUAACGAAAGCUAAGAGCGAGCGAAGGGGUUUACGGAGGAAAGCUCAGUUGCAUGUCUGCCUUGGAUCAUCUCUUCAAAUCUUUCCCGCAGCUGAACUCCCCUUCCCAAAGCCUAAACGCAAUUGCUCCACUCCCGUAACGGCGGAAUCGAAACGUAAACGAAAGCGUCUAGAUAGUGAGAAAGGUGCCAACGGCAUUACUUCUGAAUCUCUUGCAACAACGGCAUCAUCACAUCAACAACAACCUAAACAAAGGGCGGUUAUUGUCAACCUUCAGGCUACAAAAUUUGAUGGCAUGGCUGAGUUCUGCAUGCGCACGGAAAUAGAUCGUGUAUUAGCGCGUGUCUGUAAGAAUCUUGGGGUGAAAAUACCGAAAAUUGAAGAGGUGAAUUCAAAUGGCCCUUUUAUACCAAAGAUGGUCUUGAGAUCAAUGCAUACACAAGAAUCAGAGCCAUUUCCCUGGACUAUUCUUUCUCACCCAGAGAAUACAAUUUCACCAUUUUUUGAUGAUGGUGACAAUGAACAAGAAAGUGUCAUCAAAAUGGAGAAAUCCGAAAAUAGGAAGGAAAGCGAGCCAAAUGAGGAUUCCUCGAUUAAGAAAGAAUUAGAAGAUGGCUCUUGA